AAUAACUUGGAAUGAACUCAUUUUGGUUGUUUGAGCCAAUUGAAGCCUCUGUCUCGAAAAUAUUUUUCAAAUUAUAUUUUAAUCGUUCUACCUGUAUAAAAGAAUUUGAACAAACUCGAAAAGCGAUGUAGAGUGUAUUCAAUUGCACGAGUAAGAGCCUGAAGACACUUAUAUAAAGCAUUUCUCAUUAAAAAUGGCGGAACAAGCAGCCACGCUCUUCCACUCCGAUCAACAUCAUUGCUAUGCAGAAAUUUUAACGCCUGAACAGGUUCAGGCAAGAAUCAAAGUCAUAGUCUUAAGAUUCUUGAAAUAUUUGUCGUCCCCAGAUCCAUCAAUUUGUGAUCUUCCUUUGGUUUGCAGAACAGCAAACAAUACAAAAUUACGUCAAGGCUGCUUUGGUGAUGUGGAUUCAAUCUUCCUUUCUUAUUCUAUGUAUAAGAGGUCAUUCAUGAAAAAAAAUGUUGAAAUGGCAUUUGUUAGAGUUUGGAAAGUUUUGGAACUAUGCUUCCAACUUUUGGUUAUAGGAAAGCAAGCAACUCAACGGGAAGUUUUCUAUAGGUUGCUUUCUGACUCUCCAAAAUACUUCAGUAGCCAAGUUCAAGUUAAUCGUGCAAUACAAGAUGUAGUUGCAUUGGUACAGUGUAGUCGCCAUAGCCUUGGAAUCAUGGCUUCCAGUCGAGGAGCAGUAGUUGGGAAACUAGUAAUAUAUGAACCUAAUGGAGAUAUUGUAGACUGUACUGUUCUGGGGCCUUCAGGUCAUCUCAUCAAUGGCAAUCUGCACUUGCUACAGAAAUGGGUCUUUGAGUCAGAUGCUCGAUAUGUUAUUUUGGUCGAAAAAGAUGCUAUUUUCCAAAGAUUGGCUGAAGAUCGGAUAUAUAACUACAUUCCAAGCAUAAUGAUCACUGGUAAAGGUUACCCAGAUUUGGCUUCAAGGAUUCUUCUCCAUCGACUGAGCAGAAGUUUUCCCAAUCUUCUUAUUUUGGCAUUGGUUGAUUGGAAUCCGGCUGGCUUGGCAAUUGUAUGCACAUACAAGUUUGGGAGUAUAGCCAUGGGGCUGGAAGCAUCCAAAUAUGUUUGUGAUGUUAAGUGGUUAGGUUUAAGAGGGAGUGAUCUACAGCUUGUACCUGAAAAUGCACGUCUUAAACUGAAGCCGCGGGAUCAUCAGUUGGCCAAAAGUUUACUUUCAUCGAAGAUGUUGCAGAAUCAAAUGAAAUACAAGGAGGAGCUCUUAUACAUGGUUCAAGCUGGACACAGGGUCGAAAUAGAAGCACUCUAUUGUCAUGGAUAUGGCUUUUUGGCACAGUAUGUUGCAACGAAGAUUGUUCAAGCUGAUUACAUCUGAUUAUGGAACAUUUAAUUAAGGAGUCUUAAUGUGAAGUCAUCUAGAUGAAGAUAAUUUUUUUUCAAUUUUAUUUUUGACAAGGUUCCAUUGUGUAUUGAAGAUGACAUUCAAAAUGGAUAUGUAGUUAAAGAUGAAGGCUAUGAGGGAACAAAAUUGCACCCCUAUAAUUUGUUUAGAAAUUUUAUGGAUAUCCAAUAAUUUACUAUAUUUUGGAUUG
This is a messenger RNA of Cryptomeria japonica (Japanese cedar), 1559 nucleotides long. RefSeq names its product meiotic recombination protein SPO11-2. The transcript is spliced from 11 exons. Gene Ontology annotation, cellular component: nuclear chromosome. The record is from RefSeq and is a predicted model, not a curated record. The coding region runs from base 194 to 1342 and encodes 382 amino acids. Lineage: Eukaryota; Viridiplantae; Streptophyta; Pinopsida; Cupressales; Cupressaceae. Gene Ontology annotation, molecular function: ATP binding; DNA topoisomerase type II (double strand cut, ATP-hydrolyzing) activity; DNA binding. Gene Ontology annotation, biological process: meiotic DNA double-strand break formation; meiotic DNA double-strand break processing; reciprocal meiotic recombination.